This is a messenger RNA of Melanotaenia boesemani (Boeseman's rainbowfish), 1643 nucleotides long. Its product is annotated as CCN family member 1-like. Lineage: Eukaryota; Metazoa; Chordata; Actinopteri; Atheriniformes; Melanotaeniidae. The transcript has 5 exons. The record is from RefSeq and is a predicted model, not a curated record. Gene Ontology annotation, cellular component: extracellular region. Gene Ontology annotation, molecular function: protein binding. Gene Ontology annotation, biological process: signal transduction. Bases 152 to 1255 code for a protein of 367 amino acids.
CCUCUCAUAGUUUUGGGACACCUCUUCAGCCUGAACACACAUCACAUCUGCUGGGAGUGAAUAAAAGAAGGCAGACUCCAAAAGAGAGAGACGAGCACUCAACAGCUUUGGUGUCUCUGUUCAGGACUAUUAGCUUGUGUAGCUUGUUAAGAUGUGGAAAGUCUUUGUUCUUGCGAUUCCCUGCAUUUCUCUGAUAUCAGCCUCAUGCCCCACAAACUGCCAGUGUCCUCCUGAAGCCCCGCUAUGUGCUGCAGGGGUGAGUCUUAUGCUUGAUAGCUGUGGAUGCUGCAAGGUUUGUGCACGGCAACUCUUUGAAGACUGCAGUGAGAUCCAGCCAUGUGACGCUGCAAAGGGACUAGAGUGCAACUUUGGGGGUGGAUAUGACUCGGCUAAAGGAGUCUGUCGAGCCAAAUCAGAUGGGAGAACUUGUGAGUUCAACAGCAAGAUUUACCAGAAUGGUGAAACUUUCCGUCCAAACUGCAAACACCAGUGCACUUGCAUGGAUGGUUCUGUUGGAUGCAUCUCCCUGUGCCCUCGUGAGCUCUCGCUUCCCAAACCGCGCUGUACUAAGCCAAGGAGGGUCAAAGUACCGGGAAAAUGCUGCGAACAACUCAUCUGCCCCGAGGAUGCAAAAGCAGAAACUGUCAGGAAAAGGAAGCUCAGUAGAAAGCACAAGAAAGACAAAACAUCUGAUGACCUCACUAACAGGAAUGAGCUGCUACCUGCGGGGAGAGGGCAUUUAAAAACUUUACCUGGUUUGAAGAGUCAUUCAAAGGACCACACAAGUGCCAGAGGAGGAAAAUGUUUGCCUCAGACCACAGCAUGGUCACCCUGCUCCAGAUCCUGUGGUACUGGAGUCUCCACCAGAGUGACCAAUGAUAAUAUUCAGUGUAAACUAGAGACAGAAACUCAGAUCUGUGAGAUCCAGCCCUGCAAACAAAUCACUUCAGAGAAAGCUCAGAAAUGUAACCACAUAGGAGAAGCUAUCCAUCCAGUUAAACUGUCCUAUGCUGGCUGCCGUAGCCUGAAGAAGUUCCAGCCCAGGCAAUGUGGGUCCUGCCCCAGUGAGCGAUGCUGCCGGCCCCACAGGACUCAGGCGCUAUCUGUCCACUUCCGAUGCAAAAAUGGAGAGACCUUCAGGAAGAGGGUGUUAAUGACAGAGUCUUGCAAAUGUGAUAUUAACUGCUCCAGCAGCAAUGUGAAGCUAUCCGGUCUCCACAGGCUUUCUAAUGACAUUCACAAACCAAAACUGUAAAGAAAAGUCUGAUUAUAAAUGAGACAAUAAAGCUGCAGACAUCAGUUUGGUGAACAUUCAUGAUUUUGCUUCAUAACACUGGAGCCUUGUGCUUUGCUUCUUUUGGAAGCUUUUUGCUGUGAAACUUGUUUUAUUCAACAUAUUUAAUGUGCUUGUCUUGACAAAACAUGUCAUAUGAUGUAAGAUGAUGCAGAAAUGUCAGCAGCUUAAUUUAUAUGUCACUUUCUUGUUUAAAAUUUUGUUAUAUUAAAUGUUUUUCAUGGAAUAUUUUCAUCCUGUUUUUCUUUGUCUCUUUGCUUGUGCAAAUUGUUGAAAUGUGAGCGAUGGCUGUUCACAUAAUGUACUGUAUGUAAGCUGGCAAACUAGCUGCAAAAUCUCAAAUAAACAC